This is a messenger RNA of Hylaeus volcanicus, 1263 nucleotides long. RefSeq lists its product as uncharacterized. Gene Ontology annotation, biological process: maturation of LSU-rRNA; maturation of 5.8S rRNA. Gene Ontology annotation, molecular function: endonuclease activity. The transcript has 7 exons. The record is from RefSeq and is a predicted model, not a curated record. Bases 1 to 1263 code for a protein of 420 amino acids. Gene Ontology annotation, cellular component: Las1 complex; preribosome, large subunit precursor. NCBI's taxonomy places the organism in Eukaryota, Metazoa, Arthropoda, Insecta, Hymenoptera, Colletidae.
AUGAUCUCUUCAGCUCACGUUCCUUGGUAUAACGAGCACGAAUGGUAUCAUGUUUAUGAAAGCUUAUUUCAAAGCCAUAAUAAUAUAGAACAACAACAAUGGGCUAUAACACGAAUAUCUUUCUGGGAACAACGUUGCUCUAACACUCCUAUUUCAAUUUCUGCUACAAAGCUUUUAAUUCAAGCCUCUAUUACAGAUCGCACGUCGUCAUGUUCUAUCUCACAAGAUCAAGUUCAAAUGCUUUAUGGUAUAGCAAUUGUUAGGUUCAUUAACACGUAUGUGGAUGCAGAACAAAGGAAGUAUUACGCAGAAUCAAUUUCCAAUCUAGGCUGCAAAUUGGGAAUUCCUUCGGAACUUGUCGAGUGUCGUCAUCGUAUUACUCAUAAUGCUGACUUACCAUCAAUAGAACUUUUACGGCACCAUGCUAAGUUAAGCCUAGAGUAUAUUGUUACAACGUAUUGGGAACCUCAAGCUGAGAUGAUUCGUCAACGUUACACCUAUUCAAAACAUUCCACUCAAUUUUUAUUAGGUCUUAUGGCCCUUUAUUUAGACUUGGAACGUUUCACCUAUUCUUCUUCAUUUUUUGAAACACAGAUUUCCGUAAAACACAGUAAUGGAAUAAAAACUCAAUCUUUCUCUCCCCUAUCCGUCUAUCAGCACCUUCUCAAGUUGAGACAUUUACGUAGUGAACGUCGUCAAUUGAAACGAUUAGCUAACAGAUUACAUACAACAGAAGAGGAACUGUUGGGUAACAAAAAUUUUAUCGAAAUACUUCAGUGUUUAAGAGAUUGGGAGGGUGGUUUUAAAAAUCUCCUUAUGUUUUCACGCGAUUUUCUCUGUGAUGCCUCUUAUGAUGAAACCGUUUUGUCGUUUAUUAAAGAUUGGGUUUUAAUAAGAAGACAUCCCCAAAACAAAAACAAUAUGUUUGUUGUAUUUUUCAUUUUUUUCAUUUUAAACUUUGUUUCGGUGAAUUUAACCUAUAAACUCGUCGAAGCAUUACUUAAGACAAUAUUAAGUCCAGUUUCAUCUUCUUAUGAAAUGGAAGAAAACAUUAAUACCACUUUAGAUAAAACGAUACCUUUUAAAAGGAAAAUUUCAGAUCCUACGAAUGAAGUAAAGAAGCAGUAUUACGCUGCGUGGGAAAAGAUUUUUAUAAAACAAUCGUCGAUCAAAACAACACAAGUGUCACAUCACGAUUCAAGUAAGCUCAAGGAAUAUUUUUUUUCAGUCUGUUUUUUUUCAAUCCUCUUUGCAAUUUUUUAA